Molecule: messenger RNA, 2221 nt
Organism: Oreochromis aureus
Lineage: Eukaryota; Metazoa; Chordata; Actinopteri; Cichliformes; Cichlidae
Gene: slc52a3-2a
Product: riboflavin transporter 2
Exons: 4
Coding region: 97-1440 (447 amino acids)
Biological process (GO): riboflavin transport
Cellular component (GO): plasma membrane
Molecular function (GO): riboflavin transmembrane transporter activity
Source: RefSeq, a predicted model, not a curated record
CACAGUUUACUGAGCAGGACUUUGGCUUCUCCUUUUCUUUGUGUCUGCAGAGUUCUUCAAACAACUCCACCAAACUGCCUAAACCCACCUGGCAACAUGUCCCUUCUCACUCACCUGUUGGCAUGUUUGUUCGGUAUGGGCUCCUGGGUCUCCAUCAAUGGUCUGUGGGUGGAGCUGCCUCUGAUUGUCCCCCAGAUCCCGGAGGCUUGGUACCUGCCCUCCUACCUCUCAGUCAUCAUCCAGAUGGCCAACAUCGGGCCUCUCUUCGUCACUCUGAUGCAUCGUUUCCGACCAGGUGCUCUGAACGAGACAGCUGUCAUAUAUGUGAUCAUCGGCCUGGGCACUGUAGCAACUUUCCUGCUGGGAUUCUUCUGGAAGGAGACUGUGGUUGUAGCAGGUGUGGCUCGCAGCGUGCCUCUCCUUGUUUUAACUUUCUUCCUCGCUGCUGUUGACUGCACUUCCUCCGUCACCUUCCUGCCCUUCAUGAUGCGUCUCAAGUCUCAGUAUCUGACCACCUACUACAUCGGGGAGGGUGUGAGUGGCCUGCUGCCGUCUCUUGUGGCUUUAAUCCAAGGUGUAGGGCUCGUCCACUGCAUAAACAGCACACAGUCUGUGAACUACACCCUCAACAUUCCCAACGGUUCAGUGACCUCUGACCUCCAGGCCCAGUAUCAGCCUGCAAACUUCUCGACUGAGGUGUUUUUCUUCUUCCUCAGCGCCAUGAUGCUGGUGUGCCUGGGGGCUUUCCUGCUCCUGAACUACCAUCCAUCUGUGGCCAGGGAGCAGCCAAACAGCAAAUACACCAACGGAGUGAAACAAAAAACAAAAAACAGGGAGUUGGUCGAGCAGAAGCCGAUGAUGGAUCCUUUCAGACCAGAAAACCAGAAGCCCAGAAGCAGCUUUGGCACCGGCUCUUACAGCUGGAUGGAGGUGUUUUAUAUCUUUGGGAUUCUGGCCUGGGUGAACGCUCUGAGCAACACGGUUCUUCCCUCGGUGCAGUCCUACUCGUGCAUGCCAUACGGGAACAACGCCUACCACCUGUCGGCCAGUUUAGCUGCGUUGUCCAACCCUCUGGCAUGCUUCAUCGCCAUGUUCUUACCAAUCAGAUCCCUGCUUUUCAUGGGAGCCCUCACAGUGAUUGGCACUGGAGUUGGAGUUUAUAUAAUGAUCAUGGCAGUGCUGAGUCCAUGCCCACUGCUGGUUAAUGAUACUUCAGGUGGUGUUAUCAUUGUGUUGGCCUGGGUCCUCUUUAUUCUCACGCUGUCUUAUGUGAAGGUGAUAAUUGGGGUGAUCCUUCGUGAUGAAGGCCACAGCGCCCUCGUGUGGUGUGGAGCUGUAGUGCAGCUGGGCUCUCUGCUGGGAGCUGUGACCAUGUUUCCUCUGGUCAGUGUGUACGACUACUUUUCAUCCGGAGACCCGUGCAACACAAAAUGCUCCUGAAUGAAGUCACAAAGAAGACACUGGAAACAGACUCAGUAAUGACUCGCAUGUUUGUGAGUGAAAUGAGGAAAAUCAGUUUAUAUAUUCCUGCUUUUGCUAUCCAACGAGUACAUGUAUGCAUGUAUUGAUCCAGAUAAGUAUGAUGUUCAUUUAUGUAAUUUGAACAGCUUUAGGUCACGUGGGACAGGUCAACAGAGCUAGUUAGUCUGAGUUAGUCUGAAUGCCAGAAUCUUAUUUCAGUUAGUUCGGCUGAUCUUCUGUCUGAUAACAGUUUUGGGAUUUUCACUGUUCUGGAGCAUGAGCAGUGCGCUAUAAAUGAUGUUUAAAAGUGGGGAUAAUAACAAACUUUGAGCCAUAUUAAAUGGGGCAACUUAGCCACAAUCACACAGAAGUGCGUACGGGUGUUCAGCAGGUGAUCCAUGCACUAAUUUAAAUAAUAACCAUUAUUUUGCCGACUGCAGCGCAAAUUAGCAGCCAAAAGCCAGCAGACCUGAUGUGUGAGCUACUUAUCUCCGAACCAUCUCGGUGAACUCUUCUGCUACAAACUGCUGGGCCUGUGUGGUCCUGUCGGUGUGUACUGUAACAGCUGAUCUGAAUGCUGUGUAGAAACAUCAUGCAGAUGACGUAUGAUCAGGUACUUGUUAGAUACCGUAACCCACAGACAAUCUAUCACACUGACACAGCUCUAUUACCAGCAGCAUUUCGAGAGACAUUUCAAUUUUGCAUGUGAGCGCUGUGACACGAGAAAGAAGUCAAAUAAAAUGUGUGGGAAGUGCUGAAA